Messenger RNA from Amphiprion ocellaris (clown anemonefish), 5485 nucleotides. RefSeq names its product nuclear factor of activated T cells 1 (gene nfatc1). The transcript has 10 exons. Gene Ontology annotation, molecular function: transcription factor binding; DNA-binding transcription factor activity, RNA polymerase II-specific; RNA polymerase II cis-regulatory region sequence-specific DNA binding. Bases 382 to 2934 code for a protein of 850 amino acids. NCBI's taxonomy places the organism in Eukaryota, Metazoa, Chordata, Actinopteri, Pomacentridae. Gene Ontology annotation, cellular component: transcription regulator complex. The record is from RefSeq and is a predicted model, not a curated record. Gene Ontology annotation, biological process: cytokine production; calcineurin-NFAT signaling cascade; regulation of transcription by RNA polymerase II.
GAUCUCCGCCGGACCAUCUGCUGCUCGGACUGCUCGGUGCGUCAGAGCUCCGCCCCUCGGAGGUGAUCCCCGGGUUUAAAAGCGCACCAGUGGCGCGGCGUCCGGAGCAGUGCGUCACGGCGAGCCAGCAGCGGCAGGAUCCCCCACCAGAGCCGGGCUCUCUCUCCGCCAACACCGCGUCCCGCUCCGGCUGCUGCUCUCAGCACCGGUUCGGAUACUUGUUUGUUUUUAAAGAUUCCUAACAGAAAGUGCAGUUUUUUGGCGCUUUGUGAUUGCGGUGACAGGACCGUGCGCAACAGCUGGGGGAUAUAAAAACUCCGCUAUAUGGAUCAAGGCUCAUCUGCAGCUGCGCUCACAGUUUGAUCUCACACGUUGGAGAAAAUGAAAUCAGCUGAAGAGGACGCGUAUGGCUACACGCCAAAUGUCAGCCUCUCCCUCCCACUGGGCAACCCUUGUCUUCCCUCCCAGUACCACAGCCUCCAGUCCAGCCCCUCCAUAUCUGUGUCCAUCAGCGAGCCUCACAGCUACGACUCCCAGGACGACAUGAGGGCGGCCGGUUACUAUUCGUCCUCAGGCGUCCGUCCAAACGGGGCGCCGACCCUGGAGAGCCCUCGGAUCGAGAUCACGGCCUACGGUCAGUUUCCCGAGGACGAGGUAGAGGAGAGCAACCUCCCCGUUGCCAAGCGAGUCAACUCCAUCGUCACGCUGACGUUGCCCAGCGGCGAUGGUUACCGCGACCCGACCUGUCUGAGUCCGGCCAGCAGCGUUUCCUCUCGCAGCGGCCUCUCCGACGCCUCCUCCUACGAGUCCAGCUUCUCCUACAACUACGACAACUCGCCCCAGAACUCCCCCUGGCAGUCUCCCUCCGUGUCCCCAAAGGGCUCCACCCUCGCCCUGCCCGGGGACGGCUGCGCCUCCGGUGGGUCUCCUCGCCACUCCCCGUCCACUUCCCCUCGCACCAGCGUCACUGACGACACUUGGAUCGGCCAGCGAGGCUCCAGGCCCAACUCCCCUUGUGGCGCAAAGAGGAAGUACAGCUUCAACGGCAGCGGGGCGACGCAGAAGCACUUCCCGUACUCGCCCAACCACUCGCCCGGACCGUCCCCGCAGACCUCACCUCGCCUCAGCAUCACCGAGGAGACCUGGCUGCCAAACACCAACCAGUACACCAACUCGGCCAUCCUGGCAGCCAUCAACGCCCUGACCACAGAUGGAGUGGCUGACCUCGGGGAGGGAAUCCCCAUGAAGGCCCGAAAAACCAGCGUGGAGCACAACCCCACGGUCAGCCUGAAGGUGGAGCCCGGAGGCGAGGAGCUGAGUCCCAGGGAGCUCUGUCAGGACGAACACCCGGCAAACCGGCUUCCCCUGAAGAAGGAGGGCUACUGUGGGGGGUUUCUGGACGUCCCACAACAUCCUUAUUCCUGGUCGAAGCCGAAGCAGUACGUCAGCCCGUCCUUGCCAGCUCUCGACUGGCAGCUGCCGUCCAGCUCGGGUCCGUACAGCCUCCAGAUCGAAGUCCAGCCCAAGUCGCACCACCGAGCCCAUUACGAGACGGAGGGCAGCCGGGGAGCCGUGAAGGCGUUGGCGGGAGGACAUCCAGUGGUCCAGCUCCACGGCUACGUGGAGAGCGAACCUCUGACCCUGCAGCUCUUCAUCGGUACCGCUGACGACCGGCUGCUGAGGCCUCACGCCUUCUACCAGGUUCACCGCAUCACCGGCAAGACGGUGUCGACGCCGAGCCACGAGGCGCUGCACAACAACACCAAGGUGCUGGAGAUCCCGCUGCUGCCCGAGAACAACAUGAGGGCCAUAAUCGACUGCGCGGGAAUCUUGAAGCUGCGGAACUCGGACAUCGAGCUGAGGAAAGGAGAAACCGACAUCGGACGCAAGAACACGAGAGUCAGGAUGGUUUUCAGGGUUCACAUCAACCAGGCGACGGGCAGAACGGUGUCUCUGCAGGUCGCUUCCAACCCCAUCGAGUGCUCCCAGAGAUCGGCCCAGGAGCUGCCGCUGGUGGAUAAGCAGAGCCUGGAGACGAGUCCGGCCGCCGGGGGCGAGAGGAUGCUUCUGGACGGACACAACUUCCAGCACGACUCCAAGGUGGUGUUCGUGGAGAAGGCUCAAGAUGGUCACCACCUCUGGGAGACCGAGGCCAAGAUUGAGAGAGACGCCUCAAAGCCUAAUUCGCUCCUGGUUGAAAUCCCUCCCUACCGGAACCAAAGACUGUCCACCCCCGUCCACGUCAACUUCUACGUCUGCAACGGCAAGAGGAAAAGAAGCCAGUACCAGCGCUUCACCUACGUCCCCGCCAGCGUUCCGACAAUAAAGACGGAGCCUCGCGACGACUACGACGCCCCUCUGGUGUGCACCGGCUCCGGCCUGGCGCUGCACCCCAAGCCCUUCUACCCGCCUCAGGUCGUGACCCCCAUGAUGCCCUCCGAGCUGCGGUCGUGCGUCGGCCCGUUCCCCGUCAACCAGCAGCGACUGCCGGCCAAACCGUCCUCCAGCCCGAAUGCCAGCCCCAAACUGCACGACCUCUCGCCGCCGCCCUUCUCCAAGUGCCUCCCCCCGGGCCCGGCGCUCCCCCAGUCGCCCGUCCCUCACGUCUCCAUCAUCCAGGAGGCCCCUGGCCGCUACCAGCCCUCCGGCCUCUACCCGCCCAGCAGCUGCUCAUCCUCCCCGACCUCGCAGCCCUCCACCCCGACCGACGCCUCCUUCUCCCCGGCCCACUGCCUGACCCCGGCCCAGCCCGGCAGCACCAGCCCCGGGGCCCAGCAGCACACGAAGGUGGCGGAGAGGGGUGGGUCCUCGCCGCCGACGCUCGCCGUCAGCAUCAAGCAGGAACCGCAGGAGCUGGACCAGAUGUACCUGGAUGACGUCAACGAGAUCAUCAGGAACGACCUGUCGAGCAUCUCCGUCCACAGCCAUGCGUAGUGUCGCCUCCGAACAUCCAAAAACAAAAAGGGAAGCACCAGACAAACUGUGCUGCACAUGCUCGGACUUCAGCAUGCCGGCAGCAGGAAUCAGCGUAAAUGAAUCCGACCAGGGUCCAAUGCGUGCCUUGUUUUCAUAUUUGCUGCCUUUACGUAGAGUAAACUGACUUUUUAAGACGUGUAAAUUAAAUAUGUAGCAACCGAACCUGCCCUGACAACAAAAGUGUGCUUUUAGAGGACCAACAUUCAUGUUUUUUUUAUGUCUUUCGUGCUGCGGUUUUGUAAAUCAGUGCCUCUGAAUUAUGGAAUUUGUAUAUACAGUUUGUGUCGCGCUUCAGUUUGCAUAUCUGGCUUUUUACAGAGAGACAGUUUUUUAAAAAGAGGGGGGAAAAAGUGCCUUUUUGACUGGAAGCAGCCUGAGUUUGACUUCAUGACCUCAACGUUCAUUUUAAGUUGAGCUGAUGUUGCUUGAAAAAGAGACAAUCAUGAAAUAACGCCAAAAUAUUAAACAGCAACAUCUUUAGCAGACAUUAGCCAUCGAAAGGUUCAGGCGAGGUUGUAGCAGCAAAAGCUCUGAAUGUAUUAAUGAUGUCUUUUAUUUCUCAUUUGUAAGAUAGUUUUCUUAUUUCCAAAGCAACAUUAGCACUCAAAAGUUUAGUAAAACUGUUUUCGCAAUCAAUGAUAAGCACUUAGCCGCUAAUCUAGUGGUGCUAUUCCAUUAAAGAGUCCUUAUUCUGCACAUAUUUAAGUUUAGAAAUAGAUUUUUGGGGUCUAUUUGAAUAUGUUUACAUGCUUAAAUUUUCAAAAAGAUGCAUUUUUCUAAUAAUACUGUAAAUUGCUGCAGCUCCUUUGUUGGAAAUGCUCCGUUUUUUUUGGCUACUGUCACUUUAAGAAGCCCCUCCCUAAAACAGCCCACUCUCCUCCGAUUGGUCAGUUGGGUUUUUGAAAUUUAGGCGACAUUGAUUAUGUGCUUUAACUCCAGAUUCAUGGUGGUGUUCAAAUCCGUCUACUUUACCAGCAGAAUGUUCUGAUUUAGCUGAAAUGUAGAAUGUAAGAUGCAAAAAAAGCUACUUUUGAAUCAUUAAUAAAAUACCCAGAUACUGUACUGAUUUGGAAAAAAGCUCCAGUUUAGACUGAAUGCUUUUUUCACACAAUGCAAUUCCAAAACAUUCACAACAACUUGUAGAGGUUCACAACAACUUUACAGACUUUAACCACCAGAUAAGUUCUUGGCUAGCUUAAAUUAUAAACCGUAGUGUUAUAGGUUGAGGUUACAGUUUUUUAUUACAUUAAGUUAGUUAUAUUUAGAUUUUUAGGACUUAACUCAAGAAAUGCCACAAAUUAGGUCAUUUUCUAUGUAUUUCAUUGUAAUUUUAAAGCCAUAGAACUGUGGAAAAUGUGGCCACACCAGUAUAUGCAUUAAAAUCUAAAUUUAAAAAACAGUCAGUCAGCAAAUUUGAUGAAAAUACACCUAAUUUGAUGCUACAUUUUGCGUCCAAAGUAACAGAAAUACCAAGAGAACCAGUUUAACCCCAAAUUAAAUUUGCAGAUAAGUUAUACAACAAAUUACCAAUGAACCUGGUCUCUUCAAAUCAUGAGACAGGAAGGCAAAUGUUCUCAAAAAUUUACUUUUUUAGCUUCUCUCGGAGUUUUUAAAACUUCAUUGGAUGCUACACGUUAGCUGUGCUAUUGUUAGCUUCUGUUUUCCUAAACCGGAAAUUGGCUAAAUCCACUGUAGCUAACUGCAAAUUAAAACGAUUUGACAGUUCCAUGCUACGUUCCAAGCAGCUCUACUGAAAAAAUAAUGUCGGCUUUUGAGGAAGAUGCUCAUUUUUGGUUUGAGAGCCUAACUAGCUGUUAGCUAGUUGCUAUGCAAAUUAGCUACACGAUGAUGUCGAUAAGUAACAGAAGAACAACCUGGAUAUAAAAUGAGACAUUUAGGGCAGAUAAGGAGAGAAUUAUUCCUUUUUUUUAAUGGAAUUUGAACCUUUAAAAUGCACAAAAAGCAGCUAUUUAACAGAAUAAAUUAAAGGGAAAAUCCCCAAAAAAGCAGAAUAUGGGCUCUUUAAUGCAACAAGUUUUUGCAUUUUUUUCUUUCUUGAUGUGUUUCCAAAACCUGACGUCUUUCUUGAGUGGUUUUCCAAAAGAAAGUGACUUGAAAGCAGCAUUGGAGUAAAAACUGGUUUAUCAGAGAAGGAAUCAUCUCAGUUUGGACGACGCUUGACGUUUAUCCUCCUGGAAGCUAUGCAACAUGCAGCUCGAACCCAAAGAAACCCUCACAGCAAUACAGAUAUAUUCAUUUUUUAAUGUUUGUUUUUGUAUUUAUUCUCUCUAGCAUGUGCUCUGUUUAUUCAUGUUUAUCAUACAGCUUCUUUUACAGACUGCGGUUUUUGUUUGUGCUCUUAAAACAGAAGUAAUAACUGUACACAAACUUGUAUUUAUGAGUCUUAAUCUGUGUAACUGAAGAGCAUGAAGAGUUUACCCAGGCAGACACUCGUAACUCGGCUUUCUGGUAUAUUUUGUGUGUUUGUCAAUAAAUAUGCCUUCAUGUC